This is a messenger RNA of Ilex paraguariensis (yerba mate), 216 nucleotides long. NCBI's taxonomy places the organism in Eukaryota, Viridiplantae, Streptophyta, Magnoliopsida, Aquifoliales, Aquifoliaceae. The record is from the annotation of a GenBank genome assembly.
AUGCAGGGGAGAUUGACAGGCAAAGUGGAGUUCUUGUACAGGGCCAAAGCGUUUGCUUGCUUUCUAAAUGAUAGAGCUCAAGUUCUCAUAUCAGAGGAGAUAAUGCAUGGAGGUAAUCACCCCUACUCACUGUUUGAAGGCCUUGGAGGAAUGGCUUAUCUCUUUCUGGACAUGAUCGAACCAUCUGAGGCUAGGUUCCCUGGUUAUGAACUAUAA